This is a messenger RNA of Coregonus sp. 'balchen', 2596 nucleotides long. The record is from the annotation of a GenBank genome assembly. NCBI's taxonomy places the organism in Eukaryota, Metazoa, Chordata, Actinopteri, Salmoniformes, Salmonidae.
AUGAGUGACAAUGACCUGAAAACUCACCCGUUGGUCGUGUUGGUUUCUGAUAACGGAGAACCCUCACUGUCAGCGACUGUGCCUAUUGAUGUAGUGGUGGUUGAAAGUACAGGUGAAAUCCAGACUCAAUUCAGAACUGUGCCGAGAAAGGAUGAGAGCUUCUCUGAUUUAAACCUGUAUUUGCUGAUCGCCAUUGCCUCGGUGUCAGUGAUAUUUUUACUGAGCCUCAUCAGUUUAAUAGCUGUAAAAUGCCACAGGACAGACGACAGUUUCAGAAGGUACAGCGCCCCAAUGAUCACCACACACCCUGACGGGAGCUGGUCUUACUCUAAAUCUACUGAGCAGUAUGACGUGUGUUUCAGCUCAGACACACUGAAGAGUGACGUAGUGGUUUUCCCUGCUCCGUAUCCACCUGCAGAUGCAGAACUGAUCAGUAUUAACGGAAAUGACACGUUUAACAGGAAUCAAACAUUACCCAACAAACAGAAGGUAAGAAUUACAGUUCAGUGACCGAAAAUUGUGCCGUUCUUUAGACAUGCGUACUAAUUUGACUGUAUUAUAUUUAUUCUAUAGGUCAUCAUGACAUUGUUAUUUACUUUUUUUACUCAUUUUAGUGAUCGCUGAAAUACUGGAUAUUUCAAAGCUUUCAAUUGUUGUAAAAUCGGUGUACUAUUUGCAUGCGGUGAAAAAGAUACCGGCCUUGCUGUCCAUGGUGCUGAAAUACACCAUGGCCUUUACAGUGUAGGCCUGUGAACAUUGUUUACGUUUAGUACAUUCCCUAAUCAUGUCCAUCAGAACACACCAAGGUCAUCAUAUGGUCAUCUGUGGUCACUAACUUUUUUGGGGGAAGAUUACUGUGAUUGGUCUCCACCUCCACAGACAUAUGUGAUAGGCCAUCGUUUUCUCUGUAGAUAUCCACAUGGUGUCACUAUCCGCACACACAGUGUAAAUCCUCACUGGCUGUACGAGGCUCCGCCCUAUACAGGAGCAGUGGUCGGUGUCGAGAAAAAAGGCUUUGUUCGCGUGAGCAGCAUAACAUCGUGGCUCUGGUCUGAUUCUGUUUUGGAUUACGCAGCUAUGCGGGUGAUAGCCUCUUUUUUUAGCAGUAGGUUUCUUUAACUGAAUACCGACACAAUGACUCACAAAGUGGUUAUUUUUCGUUUGUGGAUGUACUAUCUCCUCCCGUUAUGUCAUCUUUGGAGUAUCGCGUCAGCACAGAUUGUGUAUUCCAUAUCGGAGGAAUCUAACCCGGGCACUGUUGUUGGACAUUUAGCGAAGGAUUUGCACCUUGACGUGCAGGAACUUGAAUAUCGUGGGUUUGAGAUUUCCGGACCCAACAAGAGGUAUUUCGAUGUAAAUACAAAGACUGGAAUUCUGUCCGUGAGGGAGAGAAUAGACAGAGACGAGCUCUGUGCUCGGAACACGAAGUGUUUGUUAGAGCUAGAAGCCAUUGUGAAUUCGCCAUUGAAUCUAUACAGAUUUGAGGUUAAUGUUUUGGAUAUAAAUGACAACUCACCUUCAUUUCGGUCGCUUAAAACAUAUUUGAAUGUAUCAGAGUUAGCAUUUCCAGGUGAAAGAUUUACACUUCCAAGCGCCUACGACGCAGACAUAGGAGCUAACUCGGUAAACGGCUACAAGCUGAGCCCGAAUGAACACUUCUCCCUGGAUGUACAGAGCGGUGGAGAGCAGAGCGUGUCUGCUGAGUUAGUGCUGCAGAAAGCUUUAGACCGAGAGAAACAGCCCGUUAUCCAGCUCAAACUGACCGCUAUAGAUGGAGGAAAACCUCCUAGGUCUGGGAAUAUGCUGAUCAUUGUUAAUGUGCAAGAUGUUAACGAUAAUAUUCCCGUAUUUAGCAAACCGCUAUACAAAGCUCGAAUACCUGAGAAUACUCCGCAUGGUGCAUCUGUAAUCACAGUCAAAGCGAACGAUUCAGAUGAGGGCCUUAACGGAGAAAUAGUAUACUCAUUUAUUAACCACGAUAAUUAUAAUAACGUUGAUAUAUUUGCUAUAAAUUCGGCCAGUGGGGAGAUAACAGUAAAAGGCGAAUUGGAUCACGAAAAAAAAAGUGCUGUUGAAAUCCGUGUGCAAGCAAAAGACAGAGGCCCAAAUCCCAGAGCAUCUCACUGUAAAGUGUUAGUCGAAAUUACAGACGUGAAUGACAAUCCACCAGAGAUAUCUGUAACGUCUUUAGUUAACAUUGUGAAAGAGGAUGCGUCACUAGGGACAAUGGUUGGCCUGAUAACAGUGAAAGACAAUGACGCAGGCAAAAAUGGCGCUGUUCAGGUUAAAAUACUAGGCUCUGUGCCAUUCACGAUAAAGAACUCAUACAAGAAUCAUUAUUCUUUAGUGGUUGAUGGGCCUCUGGACAGAGAGAGCGCUUCUCAGUAUAAUGUUACCAUCACAGCUACGGAUGAAGGGACCCCGCCUCUCUCCAGCACCAGCGUUAUUACUGUACACGUUUCUGAUGUGAAUGACAACGCUCCUCGCUUCUCAGAACCCGUGAUUAAUGUUUAUGUGAAAGAGAACAGCCCAGUAGGAGACGUAAUUUAUACGAUGUCUGCUUUUGAUCCAGAUUCAGAUGAAAAUGCAAAGAUGA